AUGAGGAGCAAGAAGAAGCAAGAAGAAGCGGAAGAAACUGAUUAUGAGGAGGAAGAAGAGGGUUCUCAUAUUGAUGUAGCUACCAGAUGGUUUGACAGUCUGAUCAAUAAGGACGUUCAAGGUGAAACUGAAGUGAAAUUUUGCACCGAUGAGAUUACGGUGGUUUGGAAGUUAAAUAAAGAAAUUUGGUUUCUGUCAGUCAAUACAAGUAGGGAGAUGGAUCACCAUGAAGAGGAAUCCCUUGCUGGGGGUGAACCUCAUGGGAAGCAAGAUGAUGAGGUAUGUGACUGCAUUGGUCACUUUUAGAAAUCCUUAGUUAUUUGUUCAUUGUUCUUUUUGUUGCCGAAUCUUGGAGCAUGUAUGAGAUGGAACUUUGUGAGCAACUAAUAAGUCACAAACUUAAUUUGAAAUAAGAGGAGUUUCUUAGAC
Prunus dulcis (almond) is the source of this 429-nucleotide messenger RNA. RefSeq lists its product as uncharacterized. Bases 1 to 306 code for a protein of 101 amino acids. The transcript has 3 exons. NCBI's taxonomy places the organism in Eukaryota, Viridiplantae, Streptophyta, Magnoliopsida, Rosales, Rosaceae. The record is from RefSeq and is a predicted model, not a curated record.